AUGGACGAGUACGACCGGGAGAGGCCGCUCUUUGACGGCAAGGUCCGCGUCCUAGUCCAGACGCCGGACCGUGACGAGCGCGUCGCGCUUCUGACGAUCCGCCUCCUCGCCGGCCAGCGCACACUCAAUAGCAACCAGAAGGAGCGCGUGCUUCGCAUCGAAAUCACCGACGACGACGAGCUCGAGUCCUUCUUCCUAUACGUCUGGAGCGUCUCGGAGGAAGAGUUCCACGACCUCAAGCACCAGCAGCGCCUCCUCGUGGACUUUCCCAAGUUUGCGACCAACUUUAUGGACCUCCUCACCUGCUGCUUGGACGAGAAGAAGCUCGAUGGCGCUCGGCCCGAAGGCCAAUCACCGCUGAGCUACCUCGCUGUCCUCAACACGCAAGACGAAGCGAAGAAGGGCAUCUUUAGCAUCGUUGAGACCAACCCGUUCAAGCACCUCACGCAUCUCUCGCUGGCCUUCAAGCCCGGCGACGACGCCGAGAUCAAGCUGUACCUUGCCGCGCGCCUUCGCCAGACCACGAACGAGAAGCGGCAGUACCAGCGCGACUUGGCCGCGACAACGUCAACCCUCGAGACCACAAGCGCAUCGGAGGCAGCGCUGCGAAAGCAAGCCGACCACGUUACGCAGCUGCACGCCGAGCAAAUGGGAGCGGCGAAGAUGCGAUUUUCCGAAGAAUUGACGGCGCAGAAGGAAGCCGCGAUGAAGUCGCUCCAGGACACGGAGCGGUUGUAUACCACCAAGAUUGAGGCGAUCCAAGCGUCGAAUACUGACAACCUCGCAAAGCUGAAUACCAAGGUGGCGGAGCAAGACGCCGAGCUCCAAGCACUCCAGAAAACAAAGUACCAAUACGAGCUCAAGAUCGAGCAGCUCGAAGGCCACGUGGCCGAGCUCACCAAGUCGAAAGAGCUUACGACCACCGACGUCUCGGCCCUCCAGCAGCAGAACAAAGCGCUGGACCAAGAUGUCUUCAAGAAGGACAAAUUGAUUGCACAGUACGAGCUGCAGAUUGCAGCGUUUCAACAGCAAGUCGCUGACAAGGAGCACGUACUGAGCAAGACGACCGAUCUGCUGACGGCGGCCAACACACACAAGCAUGAGAUUGAGGAGACGCUCAAGAUGUACAAGACCAACCACGCGAGCAUGCAGCAAAAGCUGGAGCUCAGCAUCUCGGAAAUCAACAAGGGAAACCAAAUCAUCGAGCAAAUCCAAAGCGAGAACCGCGCGUACAAGGCCAAGCUUCGCAUGAAGUCCAAAAUCCUCAAGCAGCAAGAGACGCUCGUCGAAGAGAAGCAGUUGCAGCGGGACGAGCACCAACAUCUGGUCAAGGCGCUGCAGAAAGACCUCCAUUUGAAAGACGACGAGCUCGCGCUGCUCCAGAAAAAGAACGACGAGCUCGCGCGCAAACUCGAAGAGAGCAAUCAGCUCCUUGCGUCCAACCAGCAAGUGAUCACGUGGCUCAACAAAGAGAUCAACGAGGCGCAAGUCUCGCAGCACAAGCGCACAGCGUACUCGUCGGCGUUCACGUUCCAGCCGCCACCCGUGCCUACUGCGCAUCGACAAACCGACCUCGAGCCGUCGCAGUCGUCAUCUGCGUAUACGCGCCGGUUUGGUGCAGCGUCCUAAUAUGCGAGUCCCAUGUGCCAGUGUUGUCGCCUCC
Messenger RNA from Saprolegnia parasitica CBS 223.65, 1663 nucleotides. RefSeq lists its product as hypothetical. Gene Ontology annotation, cellular component: centriole. The record is from RefSeq and is a predicted model, not a curated record. The coding region runs from base 1 to 1629 and encodes 542 amino acids. The transcript is spliced from 9 exons. NCBI's taxonomy places the organism in Eukaryota, Oomycota, Saprolegniomycetes, Saprolegniales, Saprolegniaceae. Gene Ontology annotation, biological process: centriole replication.